Molecule: messenger RNA, 6855 nt
Organism: Alligator sinensis (Chinese alligator)
Lineage: Eukaryota; Metazoa; Chordata; Crocodylia; Alligatoridae
Gene: DSTYK
Product: dual serine/threonine and tyrosine protein kinase
Exons: 13
Coding region: 16-2595 (859 amino acids)
Biological process (GO): protein phosphorylation
Molecular function (GO): ATP binding; protein kinase activity
Source: RefSeq, a predicted model, not a curated record
UGCUUCUUCAUAACUAUGUGGGCUACAGCAGCUAGAAGGACUGUGGGCAAAGCCCCUUUCUUACUUUUCAGGGAUGGGCAGCUGAACUUCAUUUCCUUCCCCCGCCAUGAGGAGGAGUAUCUCCAGUUGACAGUGAACUGGCACCCCUGUCUUCUAAUCCUUGGUCAGAACUGUAACGCCAAAUGCCAACUGCUCAACAUGCUGUUGGGUGAGAAGCUGCUCCCCACCACCAAAAUCAGCAGCGAGGAGAAUUGUAAGAGGCGGCGAAUCCGCUUCACGCAUGGGACACAAACGCGGAUUAGCCUGGCUCUGCCAGGGCAGUACGAACUGGUUCAUAUGUUGGCAGCCCAUCAAGGGCAGUGGGACACGAUACCAGAGGAGGAUUUGGAAAUCCAUGGGGACAGUGAGGAUCCAGCACAUCGAAUAGCAGAGCUGGAGGUGACGCUGCCUUACUCGCUGCUAAAGGAAGUGGAUAUCGUGGUGGCCCCGUGCCGGGGGUUCCAGUCUGCCGAGGUCACUUUGGGAGAGUAUGUGAACCAUGUUUUGCCUGUUAUCACCUUUGCCAUCAGUGAGGCUGAACUUUCAGCAUCGGAUGAAAAUGAAUUGCGGGAAAUCAAGGAAAAAUACGCUCUACCUGUUUUCUUUUUCAAAGUGCCAGAGUUGGGUGCUGAGCUCAUCUCGCCCAAAAAGGUUGAGAAUGAGAAGUCCUCCCUCUACUGCCAGCUAAUGGACCUUGAAUACCUGAGUAUCAACCACUGCAGCUGUGGAGCACCCACUUCUGAAGCCAAAGCCCAGAGCAUGCUGGUAGAACAGUCUGAGAAGCUGCGUCUCCUGAGUGUUUUCUCCAGGCAGGUGCUGCAAAAACAUCUGGUAGAUGCAGCCACCCUCCUGAACCUGGUGCACAGCCGUUGCCUGGACAUCUUCAUCAAUCAGGCUUUUGAUAUGCAACGAGACCUGCAAAUCACUCCAAAGAGGUUGGAGUACACUCGCAAGAAGGAGAACGAGCUAUUUGAGUCCCUAAUGAGCAUUGCCAACCGCAAGCAAGAGGAGAUGAAGGAUAUGAUCAUAGAAACUCUAAACAACAUGAAAGAAGAGCUCCUUGAAGAUGCUGCUAAUAUGGAGUUCAAAGACAUUAUAAUUCCUGAGAACGGGGAGCCUGUUAGUUCCAAGGACAUUAAAUGCUGUAUUAAACAAAUCCAAGAAUUGAUCAUUUCCCGGCUAAACCAAGAGGUUGCCAACAAACUGAUAAGCUCUGUAGACUACUUGCGUGAAAGCUUUGUAGGGACUCUGGAGAGAUGUCUGAGGAGCCUGGAGAAGUCUCAGGAUGUUUCGGUUCAUAUCACAAGCAAUUAUCUCAAACAGAUCCUAAAUGCAGCCUAUCAUGUUGAAGUCACUUUUCACUCUGGCUCAACAGUUACCAGGAUGCUGUGGGAACAGAUCAAACAGAUUAUUCAGCGGAUUACAUGGGUGAGCCCACCUGCCAUCACCACAGAGUGGAAGAGGAAAAUAGCUCAAGAUGCUAUUGAGAGUCUCAGUGCUUCCAAGCUGGCCAAGAGUAUCUGCAGUCAAUUUCGGACCAGGCUAAACAGCUCUCACGAAGCUUUUGCAGCCUCUUUGCGCCAGCUAGAGGCUGGCCAUUCAGGCAGACUGGAGAAAACAGAAGAUCUUUGGUUGAAGGUGCGGAAAGACCAUGCCCCAAGACUAGCACGCCUCUCGCUCGAGAGCAGGUCCCUGCAGGAUGUGUUAUUACAUGGCAAACCAAAGCUCGGCCGCGAGCUGGGCCGAGGGCAGUAUGGAGUGGUGUAUUUGUGUGAUACCUGGGGGGGGCAUUUCCCCUGUGCACUCAAAUCGGUUGUCCCUCCAGAUGAGAAGCACUGGAAUGAUCUUGCACUUGAGUUUCACUAUAUGAGGUCUCUACCAAAGCAUGAGCGGCUGGUAGACCUCCAUGGAUCUGUGAUAGAUUAUGGCUAUGGGGGAGGCUCCAGCAUUGCUGUCCUCCUGAUAAUGGAGCGGUUGCACAGAGACCUGUAUACAGGACUAAAGGCUGGCUUAGAGUUAGAGCCACGACUGCAGAUUGCCCUGGAUGUAGUCGAAGGGAUCCGGUUUCUUCAUAGGCAGGGGCUUGUUCAUCGGGACAUCAAACUGAAAAAUGUAUUGCUUGACAAAAAGAACCGGGCCAAAAUCACAGACCUAGGAUUCUGCAAGCCUGAAGCCAUGAUGUCCGGCAGUAUUGUGGGGACACCCAUCCAUAUGGCCCCUGAGCUCUUCACAGGGAAAUAUGAUAACUCGGUGGAUGUUUAUGCAUUUGGUAUUCUGUUUUGGUACCUCUGUUCGGGACAUGUGAAAUUACCUGAGGCCUUUGAGAGGUGUGCGAGCAAAGAUCAUCUUUGGAACAAUGUUAAAAGAGGAGUACGCCCAGAGCGCCUCCCUGUAUUUGAUGAGGAAUGCUGGCAGCUGAUGGAAGCUUGCUGGGAUGGAGACCCUUCCCAGCGUCCUCUCCUGGGCAUUGUCCAGCCUAUGCUGCAGAGGAUCAUGGACAGACUCUGCAAAUCCAACUCGGAGCAGUCUAACAAAGGGCUGGAUGAUUCUACUUGAAGGAAUCCUGAGAGAGCUGUUUUAUUAUGGGAGGACUCUGACCCUUACUUGCAGGUGGCUUCUUAAGAAGUAGCUCUUUCUGGGUAACAGGAGUUGGGUGGGAGAUGUCCACCAAAAGACUGCUCUCAAAGGUGAGAGACUUCUGGACAUGCCAUUUUGGGUGGUAGCCAGACAAAUUCCACUCUAGUACACACUAUUAAUGCAAGUUACCCUGCUCUCACCCCCACUUUUAUUUCAAAGAUGAGUGAGUAAAUAAAUAAAAGAUGGAGAACGUAAGCCUCUUGGACUGAAAGGGAUCUCUGCUAAUCCCCUCAAGACUGAAAAGAGAAGCAUCUCGGGCUUCAGGUAGCAGCUGGAUUGCAAGGAACUGCGGUUCUUACUUGGUGGUAGCAGAUUUAAACAAUUUCCAUCUCUUUCCUCCCCUGUAUGCUGCUAGCUGUGGUUGGCCUUUAGUCUCUCUACCAGCUUCCCUCAUCUAUGGAGUUUGGAUGUAUGGGGCAGGGAUUAACUACCUUGUUGGGGGAGAGGGAUUAUAACAGAUGAGGAGGAGUGUCUCUGUAUUAGCUUCUAACACUUGGCAUGUUUACAUUUGACAGGAUCCAAGAAUCCAUAUCUACCUAAUGGGGGAGUUUCCACUGUUACAGCAGUGAAAAUACCCCGAGUCAUAAGCUAUUUGACAAGUUCCACUCCCCUCCUUUUCUUUGUUUUGCCGUUACCCCAAAACUUCUUUUUGUAAACUGAAUUCUUGCUUAUGGUAACUUUUGCUUAAUAGUGGUUCUUGAAGUCUCUGAAAGGGCCUUGGUUUCUUCUACAGUCUUUUGGCAAGACAGCUGAGAUCAUUCAGAAAAAUUGCACAUGGUAUUCUAGAAACACGAAAAGGUCAUUAGUAACUGAUGACUGCUAUCCAAACCCACUGGGAAAAUACCAGUUUGUGGCUUUUAACUAAAAUGCUUCCCUUUGCUUUGAACCAAGUGUAAAGGCAACAACAGUUUUAAAUUCUGCUAUACUAUUGAGAGACGUUUUAAAUAAGGUUUCUUCAACCUUUUAAGUCCAUUAGCUUGGUGAAAGAGUAUCCAAGGGAAAACGGGUCUGUUGUUCUUCAGUGACUGCUCCUGGGUGGUUGUCAGUUCCUCUAUCUCUUCACUUUGGGAUUUGCAAUUUGGCGGCGAUUCAGCUGUUUUAGGGGCCUCAUUCAGGGAGAGGGUGGCAUAGGACAGGCCUCCUCCCCACUGAAAUGAAGGUUUCUUCCUGAAAGCACACAUGCACACACCUUUGCCACAAGGAUUCAUUUGCAUUUCUUGGGCAAGUUUUGGUCUUUAAUUUUGAAGUAGCUAUGAGGGAGGGGGCUAAAUUGGAGAGUGCACCUUGGUAUAAUAUGUGAGGAAGCUGAGUAGUUGGUAGUUUGUCCCUGGACACAUCUGCACCCUCCCAUUGCAAGGGCUGGGAAUGCAGUAGCUUCAUAGGAAAGUUAGCAUGCCUUGUGUAAAAUCAUGCAGGCAUGUGAAAUUAUUACACCUUGCUGCUGGAAUUUUACUGGGUGGUACAAAGCAAAACCUACAGCCAAUAACCUGUUGCCGGUUAAACAGCUUGAACAAAGUAAAGGGAUAGAUAAUCCUGCAGUGGUACUCAACAGCCUAGUUUAACCCUUUUUCUGUGUGCAAUAAAACUGAAAUAAUGCUUUUAAACAAAAAAGACUGCUUUUGACUUAACUACACACAGUGGGCAUUCUCUGGCCUGUGGUGGCAUAAAAGCUGGAUGGCUCCAUACAGAUUGCAGCUUCUACAGUAACUUGAACUGAAAUGGGUGGCAACUGCAAACCACAUACAUAAAGAGAACCAAUCUUUCUCAAAAUAGGAAUAUUGCUAGAAACUUCUGUUGCUUUGGUGCAUAUUUAUGCCACCGGUGACUUUAGCAGUAUUAGUUGGAUAUCUGUUUACUGUGUGCUCAGGUGACUAGUAACCUUAUUUUCAAACUGGGAGAGUUUUUCCAGGUCAGUCUCUUGCAGCUAUAGAAGUAGUUUGUGCUUAAAAAAAAUAAAAAUAAAAUGUAAAUGUCUUGUAUAGCUUCCCCCAUGUGGCCACUUCAUGAAUCUUACCUUGUGCCUUUUUAAUGCAGGCUCCCAUCUCUUUCGGAGUCUCAAUUCCCUAAAAUUUUUCCUAUAUUCACAACACAUAAGCCAACACUUGCCUUCCCCCUCCCACAUUUUAGUAUAGCCACUUCCUUGUUGGUUGCAUAAUUUGUCCACAUCCUGACUUUUUUUUUUUUUAUUUUUUCUUUGUUUGUUUCAUAGCAGAUAUCCAUGUGUGUGAAUCCAAAUAAUGGUACCUUUUUUCAUUAGAGCAAAGUAAAACCAAGUUGCAUGGAUAAUCUCAUUAAAAGCUCUGCUAGGUAAUUGUGUAACCAAAGCCACUUGUAUUGUUUGAGUUCAAUUCCAGCAGGCUGAAAGGCAGAGUAGCUGUUAAUUUUGUGUAAUUUUGACAAUUUAACAUGGGUAGGUGCUUUUAUUUCUACCCAUAUGAAGCCACCUUUUAUAGCCUCAGAAUGAGCAGAUGUUAAAUGUACUGUAUCUUGGACACUAGAUUGUAAAAUGUACUUGCGAACUGUAACUUAACAGGUACUCUGGCUCUUGUAUGUGGGCCCAAAUCAGUGAUGAGUGCCAGGGUCAGUGUCAUUCCAUCUUUUUUUAUCCUCCCCACCCUCCCUCCCUCCCUCCCCCCUCCCAUUUUAUAAAAGAAAACCAACAAAAGAUGGCUCAAUUGCUCAUUAAUCCUAGGGUGCCUUUUUUUAUGUGCACAUUGCAAAAUUCUCUUGGUGCAAAAUCCAAAUGAUUGGAAACCAAUCCAUUCUACCUACUCGCUUUCAUAUCUGGCCCUUCUAAAGACCACAGGUGGAGAUUUAAGCCUCAGAGGAUUUAAAUGUCUGCUAAAAUGCCCUGAGGCUACCCUGAGCUGUAACGGGUGCUCCAGUAUAAGCUGUUUUUUUUUUAGUCAGUAAGGUGGAAGCCCGUGAUGCAUAGGAUACAACUUGUUUACUGAGCAGACAUAGCUGCAAAGAUAAAACUUUGCAUUUGGAAGGUGCUAGGACAUGGGUCAGCCUAGUUAAGCUACAAGGCAGCUCUUCAGCUGUUGCUCUCUUCUGGAAUGUCUUUGGCCAGAUGCUCCAAACACUACAUGUGGUGGGAUGAACUGGAAGAAAAUACUUUCAAUGCUGUGGAAGAUUGGAUCAUAGCUGUCCUGGAGAACUUCUGCUUUGGCUCUUUGCUGACUGGCGGCUGCUGCUGCUGCUUACUGUGCAUUGCUGGCAAUUGAAUCUUUAUAUCCUGAAGGGCUCUUUUAAGGGGUGGCUGCUGCUGGGUUGGGAUAGGGUAUUUUACUUGAACCUAAUUCUGAAGAUUUAAAGUGGACAGCUUGCAAGAACUUUAUAGCUAAAAUGCAAGCUGUUCCAUAUCCUUCACUCACUUUGAUUGGUGUUGCUAUCCUCUUCCUCUUGAAGGCAAGAGAUGUGUUUAUACGACUGUAGUUUAUGUAUGGAGACAAGUUCUCUCCUGGAGAAGGGAAGAGCAACCCCUUGCUAUUCCUCCCAGAAGGAGUAACUGUUCUUAGCCAUGUUUUCCUCUUACAUUUUGUUUUUCAUGUUGUGUUCUUGGGACUUGCUGAUCUUGGAUGUAGAACCUCUAGAAGUAACUCUUGUCUUCAAGACACUAACCUGUCCUCUCCAGGAAAAAAAAAUAGGAGCCCAUCAGCGUUAAACACCCUCAGGGGGCUUAAAAUAGCACUACUGUUUCUUGAAAGCUUUUUAACUUCCUGUCCUCUUCAUUUGGGCGUCCUCUUGAGCAAAGAUUGUUCAAUGGUGAAAACUUAUAUAAUUUUGGGUCAGGGGAGCAAGUGAGAAAUUGGUACUGUACAGAUCCAUUGUAAUGCCCUUAUACUUUUGUAUUUUCCUUUUUAUUUUAAAGGACUGAUGUAUAUUACAGUGUUAAAACAUAACAAACUUACCAAGUGUAUAGGAAAAAGUGCAAUAACCAGGAGAAAUGAAAUAAUGAGCAAAUUUAAAUGUUUCCAUGGUAUUAUAACUUUUUUUUUUUUCUGUAGUACUAACUAACUUCCUUUCUGUACCAGGGCCACAUGUAUUUUAAGAGACGCGACUGUGGGUUAAGACUUAAUGUAGUGCCAUUUAUGACUUGUCUGUUUUAUAGGUAUGAUAUUGUCUAGAAUGUGCAGAAUGUCGUGCUUUUAUUAUAAAGAUGACAUUAACGUUUUA